Tachysurus vachellii is the source of this 1897-nucleotide messenger RNA. Its product is annotated as E3 ubiquitin-protein ligase TRIM35-like. Gene Ontology annotation, molecular function: protein binding; zinc ion binding. The coding region runs from base 362 to 1774 and encodes 470 amino acids. Lineage: Eukaryota; Metazoa; Chordata; Actinopteri; Siluriformes; Bagridae. The transcript is spliced from 6 exons. The record is from RefSeq and is a predicted model, not a curated record.
UAUAAAUAAGCAAUAAAAAAUGGACUAUUGUUCAUUUAAGUGUUGUGUGCUGUUUCUGAUGACUGUAACAGGUCAUAACACGUCUCUAAAACUCCUCCUAUUAAGGAAGUGUGGAGUCUGAGACGACUGCAGUCCUUCAUAAACAGCCUGCAGUCUUCUGCUCUGGAGAGUUUAGGUUAAAUUUUAUUCUUAUUAUUUAUUUGUUUAUGGAGAAACCCGAGUCUCAUUUUUAGCACUGUGAAAGUAAGUGAUUAAAAACUGGAACUACAAAGUCAAGUAUUAACAAACCUAAUAUCAGUGUUAAUUUUCAACAAAUUUUGAGGGUUGGGACUGGAGAGAACAACAACAGCAGUAAAGUAAAAUGGCUUCUAAGUUCUCAGAGAAGGAUUUCUCCUGUCCUGUGUGCUAUGAAAUCUUCAAGGAUCCAGUUGUUCUGAGCUGCAGUCACAGUGUGUGUAAAGUGUGUUUGCAGCAGUUCUGGGCGACCAAAGGAUCCAGGGAAUGUCCUGUUUGUAGGACAAAGUCAUCUCUAGAAAAUCCUCCCUUAAAUCUGGUCUUAAAGAACCUGUGUGAGAUUUUCUUACAGGAGAGAAGUCAGAGAUCUUCAUCAGGGUCUGAAACAGUCUGCAGUCUGCACAGUGAGAAACUCAAACUCUUCUGUCUGGAUGAUCAACAGCCAGUGUGUUUGGUAUGUCGGGAUUCAAAAAAACACACCAACCACAAAUUCUGCCCGGUUGAGGAGGCAGUAACAGACUGUAAGGAGGAGCUCAAAACUGCACUGAAGCCCCUACAGGAGAAAAUAAAGAUCUUUACAGAUUGUAAACUGAACUGGAGUCAGACUGCAGAACAUAUAAAGGUUCAGGCCCAAAACACAGAGCAUCAGAUUAAGGAACAGUUUGAGAAGCUUCACGAGUUUCUACGAGAUGAAGAGGCAAUCAGGAUCACUGCACUGAGAGAGGAAGAGGAGCAGAAGAGUCCGAUGAUGAAGGAGAAGAUUGAGAAGCUGAGCAGAGACAUAUCAUCUCUUUCAGACACAAUCAGAGCCAUAGAAGAGGAGAUGAGAUCUGAAGACGUCCUGUUCUUACAAAACUACAAGGCCACAGUGAAAAGAGCCCAGUGCACACUGCAGCAUCCAGAGGAGCUUUCAGGAGCACUGAUCCAUGUGGCAAAACAUCUGGCCAACCUGAAGUUCAGAGUCUGGGAGAAGAUGCAGGACACUGUCCAAUACACCCCUGUAACUCUGGACCCCAACACUGUUCAUGCUGAACUCAUUGUAUCUGAUGAUCUGACCAGUGUGAGACUCAGUGAUGAGGAAAAGAAACCUCCUGAUAAUCCAGAGAGGUUUGAUUAUUGGGAAUGUAUCCUGGGCUCGGAUGGCUUUAACUCAGGGACACACUGCUGGGAUGUUGAAGUUGGAGACUGUACACACUGGGCAUUGGGUAUAAUGAUUAAAUCUGCUCAGAGAAAGGGGUGGAUAUUCUCCAGAAGUGGAAUCUGGUGUGUGGGGUAUUAUAAGGGUGAAUAUAGAGCAGGUUCUACACCACAGCCAGAGAGUCUACUCUCAGUAGAACAGAAACUCCAGAGGAUCAGAGUGAAACUGGACUGGGACAGAGGAAAUCUGUCAUUCUCCAACCCUCUCACUAACACACACAUACACACUUUCACACACACAUUUAUUGACAAAUUACUGCCAUUCCUAUAUUUUGGUUGUAAAGAGUCUUCUAUAAAGAUCCUCCCACUUCAGAGCUCUGUAAGAGUUAAUCAGAUCAGUUAGAGCUCAUAUUGUUUUAUUCCAGUUCAUUCAUGAAAUAUUGCAGGUUAAAAGAUUUUUAAUAUUUGUGAAAGUUUCUAAGUCAAAAUUUAAAUCAAAAUAAAGUUAAAAAACUAGAAAUAUUGA